AUGAGAGAGGCUUUCACAUCCAAGAACAAGUGUCAUGCGGAGCUUUUAGACACAGGGAAUCUCGUUGUAAUCGAUGAUGUUUCAGGGAAAACGUUAUGGCAAAGCUUCGAGAAUCUUGGUAACACUAUGUUGCCUCAGUCUUCGGUGGCUUAUGAUCUUCCCCGUGGCAAGAAACGUGUGUUGACCCCAUGGAAGAGUAACAACGAUCCAUCCCCUGGAGAAUUCUCACUGGAGUUUACACCACAAGUCCCACCACAAGGCCUUAUAAGGAGAGGCUCAGAGCCUUACUGGAGAAGUGGUCCAUGGGCUAAAACAAGAUUCUCUGGUAUACCUGGAAUCGAUGCAUCUUAUGUAAGUCCAUUCACUGUUGUACAAGAUGUAGAGAAAGGCACAGCUUCUUUCUCUUAUUCACAGCUGAGAAACUAUAAGUUAUCGUAUGUUACACUAACAUCAGAGGGGCAAAUGAAGAUCCUAUGGAACGAUGGAAAGAAUUGGACUCUUCACUUUGCGGCUCCAUCGAGCUCAUGUGAUCUAUACGGUGCUUGUGGGCCUUUUGGUCUGUGUAUGAGGACGAGUACACCGAAGUGUAUAUGCUUGAAAGGGUUUGUACCAAAGUCAGACGAAGAGUGGAGAAAAGGGAACUGGACAAGUGGUUGCGUGAGGCAUACGCAACUCUCUUGCCAAGCGGAUUCUUCUAAAAACACACAAGGCAAAGACGCAGACAUCUUCUAUCAUAUGAAACAUGUCAAGACUCCGGAUGGUUACCAGUUUGCAAGCUUUCUCAAUGCGGAACAGUGUCACCAAGGUUGUCUUGGAAACUGUUCUUGCACAGCCUUUGCUUAUAUAAGCGGUAUUGGAUGCUUGGUAUGGAACCGAGAGCUUGUAGACACGGUUCAGUUUCUGUCUGAUGGAGAGUCCCUUUCCCUUCGUCUUGCAAGUUCGGAAUUGGCUGGAAGCACUCGAACAACGAUUAUUGCAGGUGCUACUGCAAGCCUUUCCGUUUUGGUGAUCUUGGUCUUUUCUGCGUAUAAGUUCUGGAGAUACAGAGCAAAAGAAAAUGAUUCAACUCUGAAGUUUGAGAUUGAUUGGCCAAAGAGAUUUGAUAUCAUUCAAGGUAUUGCACGUGGACUUCUCUACCUCCACCGUGACUCACGCCUAAGGGUCAUUCACCGAGACCUAAAGGUCAGCAAUAUUCUUCUGGACGAGAGAAUGAUCCCAAAGAUAUCAGAUUUUGGAUUAGCUCGGAUGUUUCAGGGAACCCAUUUUCAGGACAACACUCGCAGAGUUGUAGGAACUCUGUAA
Molecule: messenger RNA, 1302 nt
Organism: Thlaspi arvense
Lineage: Eukaryota; Viridiplantae; Streptophyta; Magnoliopsida; Brassicales; Brassicaceae
Source: the annotation of a GenBank genome assembly